GGUGCGGCCGUCGUAGCACGCUCGCAACCCGCGAUAGAACGAGUCGCGCCCGGCCUUACGGCACAGUGCCGCGAGUGAGCGCCCUCCUGACGCCCGAGCUGCCAUGCGCCGGCGGUGAGCCCGCCGCGCCGCAGUCAUGCCGCGCGUCAAGCCCGCCACCGUGCGCCGCGUCUCCAUCGGUGAAAGCUCCGGCUCUUGUUCAGAGGAGGAAAUUAACAAUGUCUUACCCGAGGAGGCGAGACAUCAACCCGAAGCACACAUGUGCCCGCGCUGCCAGGAACAAUUCGAGAAUCUACAUGAAUUCCUGUAUCACAAAAGACUUUGCGAUGCGAAGGCAAUUCAAAUGGGCGAGGAGAGAAUGCACUCCGAUCCCGAAGAAAUGGUCGUUUCGGGCGAUGAGGAGAUGGACGGGCCUAAUAAACGGUUAGAGCAAGUACGAAGGCAUCGCCAAGACGCUGAAAAUAAUAACAGCCUCGAUGACGGUGAAGCGGAAGUACCGGAGGCCGACGUCCCGCCCGUAGGACUGCCUUUCCCGGUGGCCGGUCAUGUAACGCUCGAAGCCUUACAGAACACGAAAGUAGCCGUCGCUCAAUUCGCCGCGACCGCGAUGGCAAAUAAUGCAGAUAAUGAAGCGGCAUUGCACGAACUUGCCGUUCUGCAGAGUACAUUGUUUACACUGCAGCACCAACAAGUGUUUCAACUGCAACUGAUACGUCAACUACAGAACCAACUGUCACUAACGCGACGGAAAGAUGAGCAGCGCCCGAGCCCACCGCCCCACGAGCCUGAGCCCGCCACACCUGCUCCGCCGGCCCCCUCGCCGUCGCCGCCGCGUCCGCCGCGGGAGCCCUCCCCCGUACCCACUCCCCCUACGAGCCAAACCUUGCCGUCAACCCAUGGUCACCUUACGCCUAGACCGGAACCGAUCACCGUUCCCAAGCUCCCGACCUCGUCGCCGCCAAUGAUGACUCAUCCGCCCUAUAGCUCCAUAUCGUCAUCGUUAGCGUCUUCGAUCAUUACGAACAACGAUCCACCGCCAUCCUUAAAUGAGCCAAAUACUCUUGAAAUGCUACAAAAGCGAGCGCAAGAAGUUCUCGACAACGCAUCUCAAGGCCUGCUAGCCAACAACCUCGCCGACGAGCUCGCUUUCCGGAAAUCCGGAAAGAUGUCGCCGUACGACGGAAAAUCUGGAGGGCGAAACGAACCUUUCUUCAAACAUCGAUGCCGGUACUGCGGGAAGGUUUUCGGCAGUGACUCUGCGCUGCAAAUCCACAUUCGAUCGCAUACAGGUGAAAGACCAUUUAAAUGUAACGUUUGUGGAUCUCGAUUUACAACCAAAGGCAAUUUAAAAGUUCAUUUCCAAAGACAUACUGCGAAAUUUCCGCAUGUGAAAAUGAAUCCUAAUCCGAUACCGGAACAUUUGGAUAAGUACCAUCCUCCGCUAUUAGCACAGCUGUCGCCGGGGCCGAUUCCCGGAAUGCCACCCCAUCCACUUCAAUUCCCUCCGGGUGCACCAGCACCUUUUCCGCCAAGCUUGCCGUUAUAUAGACCACCGCACCACGACUUACUGCCGCCGCGCCCGCUAGGCGACAAACCUUUACCCCCGCAUCCACUGUUCGCAAUGCGAGAAGAACAAGAUGCUCCGGCCGAUCUCAGCAAACCUUCAGCGUCGAGCCCACCCCGUGCGCCCGACAUAUUCAAAUCGGAACCGCAAGACGACGAUUGUCAGCGCGAGUCGAGUUACGAGGACAACGAUCGAGUGUCCCCAAAGCGAGAACCCGAAGAAAAUGAAGCUGGUCAAGAUGCGGAACAAGACCGAUACCCGUCAACGUCCCCGUACGAUGAUUGCAGCAUGGACUCAAAGUACAGCAACGAAGACCAGAUCGGCAGGGAAAGCCCGCACGUCAAGCCCGAUCCAGAUCAGCCGGAAAAUCUCUCAAGUUCGGAGAGCGGGCGCAGCGCGCGCGCGUCGCCGCCAUCGCCCUCGCCCUCGGCCUCGCCUUCGUCGCUGUCGCUGUCGCAGUCGCUGUGCUCGCCGCGGGCCGCGCAGCGCUCGCCGCCGGCCUCGCCACAUGACCACCUCGCGCACAUCGCGCACCCCGCGCACCCUACGCCCCUCGCCGCGCUCGGAGCUCUCGGCGGAUCGCCCUUCAGCCCGCUUGGCCUCGCGUUCCCUCCCGCAGUGCGCGGCAACACGACGUGUAACAUCUGCUACAAGACAUUCGCCUGCAACUCCGCGCUCGAGAUCCAUUACCGCAGCCACACCAAAGAGCGGCCCUUUAAGUGCACAGUCUGCGACCGAGGAUUCUCCACAAAGAGCAGUGGCGGCGGUUGCCAGUGCGGACGGCGCGCGCGCCCACCCCGCCCACCGCACGCCACUGCUUUGGACCUCUGGAACGCCUUCGUCUACCCGGGUAACAUGAAGCAACACAUGCUGACGCACAAAAUUCGCGACAUGCCACCCGGCUUCGACAAAGGCAGCAACGGGCCUGGGGGACCUAACGAAGACACUCGGGACCCCAGUCCGGAUAGACGCUCGUCGCCCGACAAGAUGGACCUCAAGAGAUCCCCGCCCGCGCACCCGCCGCCGCCCAUGACGCACGCCCCGCCCAUCGACAUGCCUCCGCUGCCCAAACGGCCUACGGUGUCGAGCACGCCAACACACCCUCCGUCAUCCGCUUCGUCGAAGCACCUGUGCGGCGUGUGCCGCAAGAACUUCUCGUCGUCGUCAGCGCUGCAGAUACACAUGCGCACUCACACGGGAGAUAAACCCUUCCGCUGUGCUGUCUGCCAGAAGGCCUUCACUACCAAAGGAAAUCUUAAGGUGCACAUGGGCACACACAUGUGGAGCGGCGGUGCGUCGCGGCGCGGACGGCGAAUGUCGCUGGAGCUGCCACCGCGCCCGCUGGCCGAGCCGCACGACCUGCUGCGUCGCCCGGACCUAUUCUACCCUUACCUUCACGCGCCCUUCCUCAAUGGCAUGCAGCAGAAGCUGAACGAGAUAUCAGUGAUUCAGCAAAGUGCCGGGCAGAACGGCGUCGCCGGCAAGUUCCCCGGGUUGCUCGGGUUCGGCGCGUUCGGCGGUGGGCGGCCGGGCGCCGCAUCCCCUCUAGAGAGGCCACCCUCGCUGGAGGGCGGCGACGAGCGGCAGGCGGCGAUGCGCGAGUUGGCGGAGCGCGGCCGCGAGCUCGCUGAGCGCAGUCGACAGAUGCGCGACGACGGUGACCACUACCGCUCGCCGGGUGCGCAUGCGCCGCUGCAGCCGCCCUCCGCGCAACCCUCGCCGCCCGCACCGCAUCACCCGCACCCUCACCCACUCGCCUCCUUGCCGCCACCCGCGCGUACUGAAGGGCUCACCGUAUAAAUGCGCAAUAUUCGAAAUAUUAUACACAUUCCAUUGCAACCCAGCGUUAAUGACAUCGGGAGCGAAUCCACGGCAGACUAGCGGUGGGACUUCGUCGGUAUCGAGUGCGGAUGGUUCGCCCGGCGAACGACGUGUCAAUCCUUAUGUACAAAGAUGUAGCAGUAUGUUGAGCCGAGGACUGAUAAAGUAACGACACAAGAUGCGUGUCGGUUGUUAGCGUAAGAUGUGCCGAUCAUAGCGCCAUGUAACGAGUUGUUAUUCCACGUGUUAUAACGCCUAGUAUUAAUAUUAAGUAAGUUAUACGCACGAGUACGGGCCUGGGGCAAUCGGGGGCUCGCUGAGUCCCACGUUUAUGUCAUUACUCUGUGAUAGCGCACAUGCAGCGGCCGCGCCUUGUCGCCGGUCGCAUGUGCUAUGCAACAUCAAAAGUAAUUAUAAAUUAUCCCAAAAAUUAAUUUCAUAAAUCUAUCUAACUUUAAAUGUAUAUAAAAUGUAUGAUAGUAGUGAAGAAACGAAUAGUUAAAAUGCAGAAUAAAAGAUAAUUAAUUUUAUAUUUAUACAUUGCAACUGGAGUGCGAUAUGCAUGAUUUCCAUCUUAUACCACAUUCCAACUUGUCUCUUUAUCUCAUAGACGAAAAUAAUUCGACUUAAAUAUUAUGUAAACUGUAGUCCAAUUCAGAGAUUGCAAAAUUUCUUUAAGCAAUGUAUUAUUUGGUUAUAAAACUAUUGUAAAGGAAAUUAUUAAAUCCAUGUAUUAAAAGAAAUCAAAGUAAUGUAAUGUCACACUAGGUAUUCAACUACUUUUAACUAUUGUAACAGAGGUUAAUGACAUAUUCAUAUCAUGUAAAUUUUAAAAAAGUAUUUGCAUUUGAGGUCUACAUAGUUAUAAGUAUUUAGAGUCAUAGCUAUUAUGUAUGCUUUAGAAUACUUCAACAUAUCUUUGUAAAAUAUGUGAGCGACUGGUUUUAACAGACUUUAAAUGUUUAUUUGUUACUGUAAGUAAUCAUUUUCCAAAAUCAUCACCACAGACUGAAUGAUCGAGAUGUUCCCAAAUGCAUUAUUUUCCAAAUGUGCAUUUUAUCGAUGCUUACAAAAUAAUGGUCAAUAUUUUAAUAAGUUUUAUAAUGGUUUUCGUUCAUUCGGAGUGAAUGAAAAAUGAAUGUUUUAUAUUUGAAGCCUAGGCAUCUGUGUAUAAAUGUCCUAAAUAAAUUAUUUAUUAUAUAACAUAAAUCAUGCAUACACUCUUAGUAUUAAAGAAGCGCUUGUUGGCGUUAGGCCGCACGCAACAAUUUAGUUGUCUAGAUUAAAUUGUCAUAGCACCUACGAGUUAUUGGUUUACAAGUUGCAAAUAGACUAGAGUAGCCUUAGCCAUCAGUAUGAUGUGUCAUGUCAUGUCACUAUAAAUAAUCAUUGUAAAUUAUUAAAUGUUUAUGUAAAUGUCCAAAAAGUAUUCAAAUUAUUUAAA
Papilio xuthus (Asian swallowtail) is the source of this 4829-nucleotide messenger RNA. Its product is annotated as homeotic protein spalt-major. Gene Ontology annotation, cellular component: nucleus. The transcript has 9 exons. Gene Ontology annotation, molecular function: DNA-binding transcription factor activity, RNA polymerase II-specific; RNA polymerase II cis-regulatory region sequence-specific DNA binding. NCBI's taxonomy places the organism in Eukaryota, Metazoa, Arthropoda, Insecta, Lepidoptera, Papilionidae. Gene Ontology annotation, biological process: regulation of transcription by RNA polymerase II. The coding region runs from base 137 to 3364 and encodes 1075 amino acids. The record is from RefSeq and is a predicted model, not a curated record.